AUGUGGGAAGCGCGCGACGUGAGCGAGACGGAAAUCCUCCUGUGCAAGGCACCUGGUCGCGAUGUGGACAAUAUCGCCGUCGUGGAAUACGACCGAGUCAAGGAUAUCAUAUCCAGAUACUUCAGGUGCGGCAUCGCCGAGAGAACUGUUAGAGGCAAGUGA
Sparassis crispa is the source of this 162-nucleotide messenger RNA. RefSeq lists its product as hypothetical. NCBI's taxonomy places the organism in Eukaryota, Fungi, Basidiomycota, Agaricomycetes, Polyporales, Sparassidaceae. The record is from RefSeq and is a predicted model, not a curated record. The transcript has a single exon. The coding region runs from base 1 to 162 and encodes 53 amino acids.